Molecule: messenger RNA, 1236 nt
Organism: Pedinophyceae sp. YPF-701
Lineage: Eukaryota; Viridiplantae; Chlorophyta; Pedinophyceae
Source: the annotation of a GenBank genome assembly
AUGCGUGGCAGGGCAGGGGGGGGGAGUAUGCUGCUGACUCGACUGCAGUGUGACUGGGCGGAAACGCGCGGAAACGGAAACGGAAACGGAAACGCGCGGGGGUGUGACCCUGACUCAGUCCAACCUCACGCGCGGCCCCGGGGGGACUCGGCCCGCAGACGCCCUCGGCGCACAAGCCCUCGCCGCCGCCUCCACCUCGGCCAGACCGCUCGACGACGCCUCGCAGCGCCCGCACCGUUCGCCGCCUUUCUUCCGCACCAGAGUGCUUCUCUUGCGCCACCUCACCGAGCAGCCAUGGCCGCCCAGAUCGCCCGCACGGUGGCCUGUGCGUCGACCGCGGUCGCGCGCAGCGCCCGCCGCUCCCGCGCCGCCCCCGUCCACGCCGCGCGCGCCCUCGCCCAGCGUGCCGCCAUGACCGGGUCCUCCCUCCCCGCCGCGCGGGCCCCCCGCGGCGCGCGCGCGACCGUGCGCGCGGCCAGCGACGUCGUCGCGUCCGCUGAGGGCCCCGUCGCCAUCGUGACCGGCGCAUCGCGCGGCAUCGGCCGGAGCGUGGCUCUGGAGCUCGCGAAGCACGGCUGCCGUGUCCUGGUGAACUACGCCGGCAACGAGGAGGCCGCCAACGCCACCGCUGCGGACUGCAAGGCGGCCGGCGGCGACGCCAUCACCUUCAAGGCCAACAUCGCCAGCCAGGAGGAGGUGCAGUCGAUGUUCAAGGCCGCGAUGGACGAGUGGGGCCGCGUGGACGUGGUGGUGAACAACGCGGGCAUCACGCGCGACACGCUGAUGAUGCGCAUGAAGCCCGACAUGUGGAACGACGUGAUCAACACCAACCUCACGGGCGUCUUCUACUGCUGCCAGGAGGCCACCAAGAUCAUGCGCAAGCAGCGCGCCGGCCGCAUCAUCAACCUCGCCUCCGUCGUGGGCCUCGUCGGCAACGUGGGCCAGGCCAACUACUCGGCGGCCAAGGGCGGCGUGAUCGCGCUGACGAAGACGGUGGCGCGUGAGUUUGCGGGCAGCGGCAUCACGUGCAACUCGAUCGCGCCGGGCUUCAUCAAGUCCGACAUGACGGCCAAGCUCUCGGACAAGGUCGUCGACGAGGUCCUCAAGACCAUCCCGAUGGGCCGCAUGGGCGAGCCGGAGGAGAUCGCCGGCAUCGUGCGGUUCCUCGCGAUCGACCCCUCCGCGGGGUACCUCACGGGGCAGUGCCUGUCCCCCAACGGCGGCAUGGUAAUGUAA